UUGUUCGUCCACACUAACUACAUUUCCCACAAUUCACCUAACGCAGCAGACGCACGUUCUAGAACCCUGACGAUUCUUCUGGCGCGACUCGCUAACGUCCGUUUAACGCAGCUUACGUCCGGAGCAGUUCACGCCACAGGGGCCGUUCAUUUGGGGGGGGGACACCUCUGCUUCUAGGUGGUCUCAUAACAGGGGAAGACCUGGACCCUGCACUGCCUGUUGCUGUGUGCUAACGCGAGAAUCCCACAGCAAAACACUGCGAACUGACGGAGACUAGCUAGAACAACAACAACAACAACAACAACAACAUCGAGGGGCAGGGCAGCUGCACAGGUCGGUCUGCAACGAUGCAUGUUUCGGGUUAACUAACUUGUGCAAAGUUGUUACACAGCACAGGGAUGACCGUGCCAUUUUAUAUUAACAGUCCGUUUUAUCCGUAAUGCCAUAUUUACAGUGGCAUUGUAGCUAGCGCGAUCCAGACAUAUUUAUAACUUGUGCGUCAUGUAGGUUACAGAAAACACCGUCAGCUUAUCUGAUCAUCAGAUCCGUCACCGGUUUGUCUCUCCAAAUCGUUUCCUCGACUGGACCACCUUUAUGCAUCACUCUGCUCUCACAAGCAGUGGAGUGAGGUUCCUGCCAGCCAUGUAUUCAUUUUCAGGCCCGACAAGCCUUCCUGAAUUUGACCUGGGACAUCCGAGUACCUCUGAUCACCUACAGAGAGCAACACUGUCCAACAGCUGGGAGACCAGAUGCCUCAGGAAGCACCGGAGGAGAGUUGAUGAUGAGGGAUGCAGUGCCAAAAGGAGGAGGUUAAUGUACGAGGCAGAAGUGGACAUUUCAGAGAACUCAAACACUAGCAAUCGUCAUGAGUGGCCUACAGCAAACAGCUGCCCGUCUCUGUCUGCACAGCAAGCCAGCCCUGCACCUCCAAAGCCCUGCCCAGCGCCUCAGCCCUUGACUUUGCCUCAGCCCUCCAACCCCCCUCUGUCCCGACCCGAGACAGAGAGCUCCUGUAUGGAGAUAGAGGCAGCUCAGAGGAGACUUCAGGAGAUUGAGGACAGAAUAACGCUGGAGGAUGAUGACGAGGAUGAAGAUCUGGAUGUAGAGCCAGCCCCGAGACGGCCAGUGCUGGUGAUCUCAGACAGUCUGAAGGAGGGUCUACAGCGCGACAUCAGUGACAUCCUACCCCAUACAGUAGCCCAGUCUGUGAGCCAUUCCUGUAUGGAGUUGGUGUUGUGGCGGCCACCUGAAGAUCCCUUCUGUCGGAAGCGAAAGGGCCUAUUACAGAAACCGCGUAAACAGCAGACAGUAUCUCGACAACCCCCGACCCCAUGUCCGUCUCCAAACCCUCACAGUCCCUCUGCAGACACACACUCUUCUCUGUACAGCUUUCCUGUGGCCCACAGCUCCGGAGAGGAGGACAUGGAAAUGUAAUAGCGCUUGAUGACUUGAAAAGCCAUGCCAAAGUAAAAGACUGGAUAUGUAGUCACACAAAAGACUAUAAAGGACUCAGAACCCUGUGGUUAGUUUGGCAAGGCACGUUGGCUUUACAUUAGUAUUGUGCAGUUUUGGACAGUUCCUGCAACACAUUUUUUUGCUUUACAGUUCAAUUUUUUGACUAUCACCCAUGUGUAAGAUGUAACCAUAAUGCUGACCUAAUUAACCAGGUAACUGUCGUAAUCUCAAGACUUUAAAAGUUCAAUAGACAGCCUUACAUAACCAAUUUUAUAUAAAUCAAUGUCCUUAGAAAUAAGAUAAUUUGUAUAUAAUUUUGCCAAAGCCUGGCCAACGACACACCGAUGUACUGUAAAUAUGACGUUGCUCUUUGUUAAAUAUCAGCGUGCAGCACAUGAAUUUUGUACAGUUCUUAUGUUCAGCUUCUGAACGUCGUUAACGGGACUUUAAAAAUGGUUCCUGUGUGUUCACAUUUGCUCACAGCAUGACUUCCUGCUUGCGGUUGUACUUGUUGUGGUAGAAAUAUUAUCUUCCUAUAGUGCUUAGCAAGUACGCCAUCUGUGAGCUUUGAGUAAUUUUGUAAAGAAGUCAUGGAAAUGCACCUUUCUAUGAUUAGAUUGUAUUACUAGAACUGCAAUCAGCCAUCAAGUGUUAUUACUUUGUUUUUAAAUAAACUCAUUUAUUGUCCAUGUAGAUAUUCUGCAUGGAAUAGUUGCA
This is a messenger RNA of Morone saxatilis (striped sea-bass), 2172 nucleotides long. RefSeq names its product coiled-coil domain containing 117 (gene ccdc117). The coding region runs from base 595 to 1434 and encodes 279 amino acids. The record is from RefSeq and is a predicted model, not a curated record. NCBI's taxonomy places the organism in Eukaryota, Metazoa, Chordata, Actinopteri, Moronidae. The transcript is spliced from 5 exons.